AUGGCUCCAUCAAAGACAGAUGGCGACAAGGAUGGAUUCCACACAGGCAAGAUCUACUCGGUAUCAGGGCCCGUUGUUGUCGCCGAGGACAUGAUCGGUGUUGCUAUGUAUGAGUUGGUGAGAGUUGGCCUCGACAACCUCGUCGGCGAAGUCAUCCGAAUCAAUGGCGACCAAGCGACCAUUCAGGUGUACGAAGAGACUGCCGGUGUCAAGGUUGGCGACCCAGUAGAGCGAACAGGCAAGCCUUUGUCCGUCGAGCUUGGCCCUGGCCUGCUGAACAACAUUUACGACGGUAUCCAACGGCCGCUCGCCAAGAUCGCCGACGUCUCCAACAGCAUCUACAUCCCCCGAGGUAUCGCCACCCCUGCGCUCGACCGCAAGACGAAAUGGGACUUCACACCAACGCUCAAGGUUGGCGACCACAUCGCCGGCGGCGAUGUCUGGGGAACCGUCUACGAAAACUCGUUCGUCUCGGUUCACAAGAUCAUGCUCCCUCCCCGCGCUCGCGGAACCAUUACCAAGAUCGCCGAUAAGGGCAGCUACACGGUAGACGAGAAGAUCCUCGAGGUCGAGUUCGACGGUAAGAAGAGCGAGUACGGCAUGAUGCAGACGUGGCCCGUCCGAGUUCCACGCCCCACGACUGAGAAGCACUCUGCCGACAAGCCCUUCAUUGUUGGCCAGCGCGUGCUGGACGCCCUUUUUCCCUCGGUUCAGGGUGGCACUGUCGCCAUUCCCGGCGCUUUUGGCUGCGGCAAGACGGUCAUCAGCCAGUCGGUUUCAAAGUUCUCCAACAGCGACGUGAUUGUCUAUGUUGGAUGCGGCGAGCGCGGUAACGAGAUGGCCGAGGUUCUGAAGGAUUUCCCCGAGCUCGAGAUCGAGGUUGACGGCCGCAUGGAGCCCAUCAUGAAGCGGACCACGCUCAUUGCCAACACCUCCAACAUGCCCGUCGCCGCGCGUGAGGCCUCCAUCUACACUGGAAUUACAGUAGCUGAGUACUUCAGGGACCAGGGCAUGAACGUCGCCAUGAUGGCCGACUCGUCAUCCCGCUGGGCUGAGGCUCUGAGAGAAAUCUCGGGUCGCUUGGGGGAAAUGCCUGCCGAUCAGGGUUUCCCCGCCUACCUCAGCGCUAAGUUGGCCUCGUUCUACGAGCGUGCUGGCAGGAUCCAGGCACUUGGCAGCCCGUCUCGCGAGGGCAGUGUCAGCAUUGUUGGCGCUGUUUCUCCCCCAGGUGGUGACUUUUCGGAUCCCGUCACUUCGGCUACGCUUGGUAUUGUGCAAGUCUUCUGGGGUCUGGACAAGAAACUGGCGCAGCGCAAGCACUUCCCGUCCAUCAACACGUCAGUCAGCUACAGCAAGUACAUGACAACCCUAGACAAGUGGUAUGAAAAGGACUUUCCCGAGUUCCCGAGGCUGCGUGACCGCAUCCGCCAGCUCCUUUCGGAUAGCGAAGAGCUGGACCAGGUCGUCCAACUGGUCGGCAAGUCGGCGUUGUCUGACCCUGACAAGAUCACACUUGACCUGUCUACCCUCAUCAAGGAGGACUUCCUACAGCAAAACGGAUAUUCAAAAUACGAUGCCUUUUGCCCCCUGUGGAAGACGGAGUGGAUGAUGAAGCUCAUGGUGGGAUUCCACGACGAGUCCCAGAAGGCGGUUGCCCAGGGUCUGUCUUGGGCCAAGGUGCGCGAUGCCACUCAAGAUCUGCAGGACCAAUUGCGGCAACUCAAGUUUGAGCGUCCUAGUGAUGGCGAGGAAGCCGUCACCAAGAAAUACGAGGCGAUACAGCAGAGCAUGCUCGACAAGUUCGCGUCCGUCACAGACGAGUAA
This is a messenger RNA of Lasiosphaeria miniovina, 1824 nucleotides long. Its product is annotated as ATP synthase alpha/beta family, nucleotide-binding domain-containing protein. Gene Ontology annotation, biological process: ATP metabolic process; proton transmembrane transport. The transcript has 7 exons. Gene Ontology annotation, molecular function: proton-transporting ATPase activity, rotational mechanism; ATP hydrolysis activity; ATP binding. NCBI's taxonomy places the organism in Eukaryota, Fungi, Ascomycota, Sordariomycetes, Sordariales, Lasiosphaeriaceae. Bases 1 to 1824 code for a protein of 607 amino acids. Gene Ontology annotation, cellular component: fungal-type vacuole membrane; proton-transporting V-type ATPase, V1 domain. The record is from RefSeq and is a predicted model, not a curated record.